AAUCACACACUCUCUCUCUCUCUUUGUCUAUCUCUGUAGACCGCGUCUGUUACGGCGUCUCACCGGUGUUGACGGUGGCCGGAGAAUACGGCGGAGGCGAGUCCCGGCGAUUGUUGGUGCGGUGGGGUUCUGUGUCAUUUGACCGGCGGCCGUGGUGGUGGUUUUCGUGUUGAAGGAUAUAGAAAGUGGUGUGCAUGUGGAAGUGGCGGGAGUUUGUGGGGAUAACGAAUAGGAAGAAGGCGUUUAAACGGAGGCGUGUUUGGAUGGAUUAAGUGGAGUGGGGGAUCACCGGCGGCCAUGAUGGAGAGGAAGUUGGUGUUUGGCGUGGCGGUCGGCGUGGCGGUGGGGGCUUGUGUGGUGGCGGCGAUUGUGGUGGGACGGAGAGUGAAGAGUAGGAGUAAGUGGAAGAGAGUGGUUAGGGUUUUGGAAGAGUUUGAGGUGGCUGGUGAUACUCCUGUGAGGAGAUUGAGGCAAGUGGUUGAUGCUAUGGCGGUUGAAAUGCAUGCUGGAUUAGCCUCUGAAGGUGGUUCUAAGCUUAAAAUGCUACUCACAUAUGUCGAUAAUCUGCCUAAUGGGAGCGAGAAGGGAACCUUUUAUGCUCUGGAUCUUGGGGGCACUAAUUUUAGGGUGUUGAGAGUUCAUCUGGGUGGCCAGAGGUCUCUUAGUUUGGAACAUGAUGUGGAGCGGCAGCCAAUUCCCGAACAUUUAAUGACUGGCACUAGCGAGGAUCUCUUUGAUUUUAUUGCUUCGUCGCUGAAGGAUUUCGUCGAGAAAGCUGAUGAUCCUGAUCGGUUGGCAGCUAGAAGAAAGGAACUUGGAUUUACAUUUUCCUUUCCUGUUAAACAUGCAUCUGCUUCAUCUGGGGUGUUGAUUAAAUGGACUAAAGGAUUUUCCAUUGAAGACAUGGUUGGACAAGAUGCUGCAGAAUUGUUACAACAAGCAAUUGAUAGGAUUGGACUGGAUAUGAGGGUAUCGGUACUGAUUAACGACACUGUGGGAACGUUAGCUGUUGGUCACUAUCAAGAUCCCGACACCGUUGCCGCAGUUAUAAUUGGCACUGGCACGAAUGCUUGCUAUCUUGAACGUACUGAUGCCAUUAUUAAAUGCCAGGGGCUCCUUACAACAUCUGGGAGCAUGGUCAUCAACAUGGAAUGGGGAAACUUUUGGACUUCUCAUUUACCAAGAACUACUUACGAUAUCGAUUUGGAUGCGGAUAGCCCCAAUCCCAACGAGCAGGGCUUUGAGAAAAUGAUAUCGGGUAUGUAUCUUGGCGAUAUCGUUAGAAGAGUGAUUCUGAGGAUAUCACAAGAAUCUGAUGUUCUAGGCCCUGCUUCUACCAGGUUAUUGAUGCCCUUCAUUUUGAGAACACCAUCGAUGGCUGCGAUGCACGAGGAUAGCUCCCCAGAUUUAACAGAAGUAGCACGGAUUUUAGAAGACAUCUUGGAGAUCACUGAUACACCCUUAAAGGUUCGAAAGCUGGUAGUGAAAAUAUGCGACAUUGUGACACGACGAGCUGCUCGCUUGGCAGCCGCUGGUAUUGUGGGCAUCCUGAAGAAGAUAGGGCGAGACGGGAGCAGUGGAAUCGCUGGAGGAAGAAGUAGAACCGACGUCAAACUUAGACGAACAGUUGCAAUUGAGGGAAGUUUAUACACAAGCUAUACAAUGUUCAGAGAAUAUCUACAUGAAGCUUUGGUUGAAAUACUGGGAGAGGAGAUAGCCCCACACGUAAUUUUAAAGGCGACCGAAGAUGGGUCGGGUAUCGGAGCAGCACUACUUGCAGCUUCCUAUUCAUCGUAGAUUCGGCAUCUCUGGAUAAAACACGUAAAAUCUCUACAAAAACUCACACAUAUCUGAAUAUAUAUAAUAGAUCCAGUAUAGAAAAAGUAUUGAUAUAUACACAAAAUGAUUAUAGGUUUGCCUUAGCUUGUACAUUUAGCGAUUCAUUUCAAUAUUUGAUUAUGUAUAAAGAAGGCUGUCCAUAUGUUCUUUUUACUCCUUGGCAUUGUUCAAAGGUUCCAGUGCUGACUGCUGAUGAUUCUAUUGCAUUGUUUUGUUAUAUAUAUUCAUUGCAGCA
Molecule: messenger RNA, 2074 nt
Organism: Cucurbita pepo subsp. pepo (vegetable marrow)
Lineage: Eukaryota; Viridiplantae; Streptophyta; Magnoliopsida; Cucurbitales; Cucurbitaceae
Product: hexokinase-3
Biological process (GO): carbohydrate metabolic process; intracellular glucose homeostasis
Cellular component (GO): cytosol; mitochondrion
Molecular function (GO): ATP binding; D-glucose binding; hexokinase activity
Source: RefSeq, a predicted model, not a curated record